AUGGACCACCCCUUUCAACUGGAUUACGAAAGAUGGGACGGGAACAUGUUAGCGACCAAGGAACAACAGGCUCAGUUCGCGAGAUAUCGCGCCGGGCACCAGGCCAUCCCCCCUGACCAAGAAUCCGAUACUCAUCCCCGGGUUCAGCCGUACAAGGCGGCGGUUACCAAGUUCAGGAAGACGGGCCACAAGGGCCCUACUACCAUUUUCGAUCCCACGGAUCCAAUUCCCAGAGGAAAGUCGGCCGUUCCAUCCACUCCCACCAGCGGAGAAGAUUUCGACGAGACUUCCAGUCUCAACGAUUUCUUUGGGCCUUUCGCGAUGCCGGAUGGUGCGUUCCACCAUCAAAGGAUCGCUGUGUCCGGCCGCCCUGAGGCGCUCUUCGAGUCCGCGUCGGCCUUCCGGGCCUGGCUCCGGCAGAACGGGGCAAGGACGUCGAACGGUGUGCAUCUCAGCACCACCCUCCUGAUCCAGGCCGGGCUGUCCCCGGAUCCCACCAAGGAUCAGAAGGCCAGGGACACCCCAGGCGUACGCAGGAUCCCUUUCCGGGAGUUUAUGCUUCAUUCAUGCUUUUCUCCACUUGAGACCCAUUCCAUCGUGAUUCCACUCUGGACUGUGUCAUCGUUAAUUCGACAUUCUCGUCCGGACGAUGGCUUCAACUACCCAUGCAUGAGCAAAAAAAAAAGAUCCACGCUAGCCAUCGGCUGCGCGAAGGAGCUGUACGCAUAA
Messenger RNA from Diplodia corticola, 729 nucleotides. RefSeq lists its product as uncharacterized. NCBI's taxonomy places the organism in Eukaryota, Fungi, Ascomycota, Dothideomycetes, Botryosphaeriales, Botryosphaeriaceae. The transcript has a single exon. The coding region runs from base 1 to 729 and encodes 242 amino acids. The record is from RefSeq and is a predicted model, not a curated record.